UUGUAACUGCAAUCAGCUGAUACCAAAAACAGAAUGGGCUGGAGAAAUAAAAGAUUGUAAUGGCAAAAACAACUGUCAAAUAAGAAAUGAAUAUUUCUGCGAUGACUGUAUUGACGAAUGUCCUAAUUUUGGAAGGAUAUGCUACAAAUGUUGCAAAACUGUCAGACAAUGUAUUGGUAAUCUUAUGACUUUAGAGUGUGGCGGGGUAUACAUCAAUAUAAUAGCAGUGAUGCAUGGCAGAACUCCCAAAAGACAAUGUCCAAAUGGCAGAGUACGCUGCCAAAUAGAAAGUUCAAAACGACUUGGUAACCUUAAAAAAGAUUGUGAUGAUCAAGCAAUGUGUAUUAUAAAAGCUACUCCCGGAGGGAGGUGUGAUGGAAAAUCGACAAAUUAUGAACAAAUUUUAUAUGAAUGUGUUCCAAGACCAACAACAAUCAUCAGCACAUCAUCAAGAAGACAGCAAACAACACAAGGUACGACACCGUUUCAAAAAACAGAAUCACCAACGGAAAAAAUCGUCACAGGGACAGAGACAAUAGCUAGACAAGCAUCAGCUGAAACAUCCUCUGCUUCAACACCAAAUGAUGGCUCUACUAUGACAGAAGAUACUCCAAUUACAUUUGAUGAAAUAACCAUAAAACCUGAUACAACUACAAAUAAAGAGAGUACUUUGAAGCAACAGGGAUCAGAAAUUAUCACUAUUGUCGUGCCAUCUAUACUGGGAGUGCUGAUUCUACUUGCUAUUAUUGUGCUGCUGGUAGUGUACCAUAUCAGGAGGAAAAAAGGAUCCACAAAAGAGAAAGAAAACCAAUCAGAUAAUGACCAUACUUACGCAAAUGCUGCCUUCACAAAGAACUUGAAUGAUGCAUCUGAUAAAGGUAUGAAAGUGAAACUCAAUAUUGCCGUUGUUGAACCAAUGAAAUCACUUGGAAACAAUUUCAAUGACCCAGACCUCAUUCAAAAUGACAUCUACAGUUCAGACAUUGACUCCAAAGAAAAUGGCCAAUCAUACCAUCAUAAAUCAAGCCUCGAAUCCAAGAAACAUCAACAUGAAUCAAGCACAGAUGACUAUUCACUUGAAGGCGAGCCUGAAAAUGCUGUUUAUGCACUCCCUGAUGGUGACACCAGUGACCUAGAAAUUCAAGAAAUGAACAAGAAAAUUUCCAUCACUGAUCAAAAUUUGUAUUACGAAACACCCGAGGAUGUCACCUCAAUAGAUGACCAGUCUAAACAGACCACAGAUCAACCUUCACUUCCACAAAAUAAAGUAUUUGCUGCUGCUGAUGAUAUUGGAGAAAACCCAUAUUACUCAACACCAGCUACAGAUGCUUCACCAAGAAGCAUCACACUGAAUGGUAUGAAUGAGGA
Messenger RNA from Owenia fusiformis, 1368 nucleotides. NCBI's taxonomy places the organism in Eukaryota, Metazoa, Annelida, Polychaeta, Sabellida, Oweniidae. The record is from the annotation of a GenBank genome assembly.